Molecule: messenger RNA, 567 nt
Organism: Babesia ovata
Lineage: Eukaryota; Apicomplexa; Aconoidasida; Piroplasmida; Babesiidae
Product: reverse transcriptase homolog
Exons: 1
Coding region: 1-567 (188 amino acids)
Source: RefSeq, a predicted model, not a curated record
AUGGAUGUGGACGAAGAGGAACCUGAGCAAGUCGGGCCUGUAGAUGAAACAAACAACAGUAUAGCAACAGGCACCGCCAGUGAGGUGCCUCUCGCUGAGCCGGCUGCGUUGACAAGGGCACCCGAAGGGCAAGCCCCCCAAGCUGUAUGGGUCGGGAACACGUCGCCAAUGCCGUUAAACUACGGCAGGCUGAACGCGAAGAUACAGUUCUUACACUGUGUCAUGCGUCAGAUCAACGGACCAUGGUGUCACUGGGCAGUAGAUGUAUACAAGGCAGUAGCGACGAAAUACAGGAGGAUGCCAAGAGGAGGAUGGAAGGUCCUCGCGGAAUUUGCGAACGAGAAAUUCGAGUUCCACAAGACCACCGCGGAGGUGGAGCAGAUGGCGAAACAAAUGGUCUUCAAAAUAGCUAAGAACAGGCCAAGGGAGGCCGGGGAAAUAGUUCCCCUCCACGACGCGGACACAUUUGUUGCCGUCUCGCAGGAAUUUAACAAGAUCUUGGCAAGAAGGUUGAGGGAGCCGGGUGUCAUAAGAAAUGAACAAGAAGCACACCCUCUGCUCCCUUGA